GCCACAGUGGGGGGCCUGAGCCCCUCCAGGGGACACUCCAUGCAGAUCUUCGAGCUCACUGGUUCUGGGAAUGUCCUGCUGGCUCCGAGGGGGUUUGUGAGUAAGUCAAGGUCCUGCCCUCUGACCCCCGGCCCCGGGGUGUGUGUGCGGGAAACGGCUGAGCCUCCAGCCGCAGCCCCAGUAGCUGGGGCCCUGACAGCCCCUCGCAUCUCUCUGCAGUUGAAGAUCUGAACAGUAACACUGUGAGCAGGAGGCCACUGGGGUCAGCCCUGGAGCCCACCUCCUCCCCUGCAGGGAGCCCAGACCCUGAGCCCCGAGUCACCCUGGCCCCAAGACAAGAUCCCCCCACUCCUGGUAGGCUAAAGUGGCGUGGGGCCAGCCCCCCAUUCCACUGCACGCCCUCCACACCCAUGGACAUCAUCUUCCUGGUUGAUGGGUCCUGGAGUAUCAGCCACAGUCACUUCCAGCAGGUCAAAGACUUCCUGGUCAGCAUCACUGAGCCCUUUGAAAUAGGGCGGGAUUAAGUCCAAGUAGGUGGGUACCGGCCCUCCCUGGUGGUCCUCACCGUUCCUCCCCAGCCCCCAGCAGGGCUGACUCCAGGACUGAGAAGCGGGAAGUGGGGUGACAGGCAGGAGAGCUCUCUGCUGAGGUGCCCUCCUGCAGCCAACAGGCUGCUUGCCCACCUGGCCCCACCCGGACGGAGGCUGGUUCCUCAGGGGGCACGCUGGCCCCUCCUCUGGGGCUCCUGGGGCUUUGCAGACAGUCACCUCCCUGCUGACUCCCCGGCAGCUGUGUGCAGAGUGGAGGGGUGGGCUCAGCACGUGCCCUGCCCCCAUGGCACCUCCCCUCCCAGGCCUGACUCAGUGCAGUGGAGAUCCCCAAACCGAGUGGGACCUCAACACCUUUGGCACCAAGGACGAAGUGCUGGCCACAGUCCACAUUCUCCGCUACAGAGGGGGAAACACAGUCACAGGCCUGGCCCUGCUGGAGCAGAACCUGAAGUCUGCCACCAGUUCCUAUCCAGAGGCGGCCAAGGUGGUGGUCCUAGUGACAGAUGGCAAGUCCCAGGACGAUGUCCGUGCUGCCGGCUGCAUCCUCAGGGACCUAGGUGUUGAUGUCUUUGCUGUGGGUGAGCAGUGCCAGGCCCUCUGCUCAGGCUCUCACAGCAGGGUGGGUCCCCCGAUCACAGGUGUGAGUUUGCACCCAGCCUCAGCUGCACCAGAGGUCGCAUGGUAUCUGCAGUGGAGCGCUCAGAGGAGCGGGGUGUGCAGGGGCGUUCAGAGGGGCCACACGGUGUGUGGGACAGAUCUGCCAGUCUGCAGCCAUGUGUGGCCAUCUCCCCUGUGCAUGGCAACCACUCACACCCCGCACCCCUCGGGAGCCUCUUUCUGCUGACUUACGGACCAGUUGUAACUCUGUGCCUGGAGAAGGCGCCAGAAUUGGAGCAUUCCUGAGAACAGAGGCCUCCCCAGUGCACCGAACCCCGUCAUACAUGAUUCAUCCCAGAGCCUGGGUUUGCCGGUCGGUCAGCAGGGUGUGGGACCCAGAGGAAGCACACUGGGCCCUCCUGGCCCGGAGCCCCACAGACCCCGCAGGGACACACAGCCUGCCAAGGGCCUUCAGGGGUCUGCCCCAGCUGCCUUGGGGCUGUGUCUCUCACCUGAGCCCGACAGAUGACCCCGUUCUUGGGCCUGGGGGGUUUUGGUACGUGGCUUGGGAUGGCCCCCCACACUGGCUGGGUGACUCAGGCAAGGGGCCUGUGGUCCCAGCUGUAAGACGGGACAGCAGUGCCAAGUGGGUGGGGUCGGGGGCAUCCACGCCGCACCUCACCCUGUGCACAGGUGUGAGGAAUGCAGACGAGGGCAAGCUGCGGCUCCUGGCGUCCCAGCUGCUGGACGUGAUGGCCCCCAGUGUGCCGGACUUCCCCAGCUCAGCACACUGGCCAGCACUCCUGGCUGGAAGGAGGCCAUGUGUAGGUCCUUCUCCCGUGUGCUCUAAGGACAGGGCAACCUUGCAACCAUCUGCAAAUGAGCCACUAAAUUUGUCUCCUUUGAGAACCCUGGCCUCCUGUGUGCAUAUUGGCAUUUGUAAGGAUUUGUAAGAAGCAACCAGUGUGUGACUAACUGUGAAAAACCCACGGUGAUUCCUGACACGCGGUGACCACCC
Molecule: messenger RNA, 2166 nt
Organism: Manis javanica (Malayan pangolin)
Lineage: Eukaryota; Metazoa; Chordata; Mammalia; Pholidota; Manidae
Source: RefSeq, a predicted model, not a curated record